AGCAUUUUUCUGCUUCAGCUAUAUUUUUCAUAUCUUGAUUUUGUUUUUCAUGUUCGUUUGUUUUUUAAAGUUCUUAUUUGUUUUUGACACAAGCAUGCUUAUGACGGAAGAAAUUUUGUAUUAUUGAUAACAGCAUUUGUGUAAGAUAGAAAAAAUUCUAGAUUUUUCGUGUAAAGAGUCUGUUGAGUCUAAUUUAAACGCGAUAAAAAGAGUAUAUUUAUUCAAAUUUUGGUCUGCAUUUGAAGUUGGCAUUUCUUCCCACGCUUAACCGUAAAUAUUCAUAUAUCAAAACUGGAAUAAACAGCUCUCAUAUCGGUAGUAACUAAUCAUGAAAGCUUUUUUUCAAAAAAAUUACCAAGCUAAAUUGAUCGCAAACCUAUCAAAUGACAAUGCCAGGGAAAAAUAUGAAACAUUUGGAGAUUGUAUGAAAGAAACAAAUAAAAUUGGAGGAAAAGUUAUGAGGCGGAAAAAAUCCGAUAAUACAUUAUUAAUCACUAACAAAAAAGAAAUGGGCCGCAGCAAAUCGUUUCAAAGAAGUUCAUCAAAAUCAAACGGUAAAACACCAGAUAAGUUGUAUUUAGAUGAUAUACAAGUUUUAUCUAACACUGAAACAUUUUUUUCACAUAAUGUUUGGUAUUACGGUAAGCUAGACUUAUUUCAGACCGAUUCUACAGAAGUAAAACUCAUUGCUGGAACAUUACUGGUUCGUAUAGACAGAUAUGGAAGCGUAGCAUAUAAUUUAACAUAUCUUAUUGAUAAUGAACUUCACACCUGUAGAUUUCCAUUUGAAAACGGAAAAUACUCUUUGAACUUUGACGACCCAGCUCAACCGCGAUUUUUAAACGUAAGCUCUUUGAUUGCUUAUAUGGUGGAAAAUAAUUAUUUAGAAAGAGUUACAUUUGAAUGGCUUAUUGAUAAUUAUUAGUUUGCAUUAAA
Hydra vulgaris (swiftwater hydra) is the source of this 936-nucleotide messenger RNA. The record is from RefSeq and is a predicted model, not a curated record. NCBI's taxonomy places the organism in Eukaryota, Metazoa, Cnidaria, Hydrozoa, Anthoathecata, Hydridae.